AUGUCGAAUGACCAACACCAAGGAUUCACCACACUGCCCAUGCCUUUAGAACCACUCAAGGAAUACAACUACGAUCCUCUUCCUAAGGAUCACCAAAAGAUGAUCCUUUUGAAAAAUGUUGAUUAUUAUCAACCCGGUGUAUAUGCGGCUCAGCCAUUGGAUUCUUUGGACUCCUAUAUCAAUCCCGAGACGAGCGUCUAUACCCCGAUUCAAGUGAAACCACAAAUUGUUUCUGAAACUGCUGAGGAUGAAAAGCUCCAAUCAAAAGCGAUGGAGCCGCAAUUUGAUUUUAAUUCUGCUGAGGAUGAGGAGCUUCCACAAAAGCCCAUGAAGCCGCAAAUCGAUUUUGACGCAGUUAAGGAUGAAGAUCAAAACCCAACAGAAAAACCUGAACCAGCGCAACCAGCACUUAUCAGUGGAGGAAAAAGUUCGAGAUCAACCAAAAAACGAAACGCUUCAUCCAAAGACAUUAAACCUGCAAAAUUGGCAAAAAUCACCAAUAUCGUUAUCGAUGAGGAGGAGAAUAUUGAAGCUCUCGCUGCACCGUCCAAAAGCUGCCUUGCUGAUGUUAACGAUACUGACGAUUUUCCGUUGUGGUCCAUCGAGCCGGUCUGCGAAAACGGAAUUCGCUUAGAUUUUUUUGCGAGUGAGCCGAAUGCGGCAUCGGUUAUCAGGACAUUGUUUGAAAAGAUUUAUGAGCCGGUGCUGGCGACGCUCCGCAUGAAAAAACUCGAUUGGGAUAACGUCGGAGAACAUGAAAUUGGUCCAUUCUUGACAAUUUUUAACAACAAAGUAAAGUUCUUCCGAAGAAGGAACCCAAAGAAGGCACUCCUUUCAAAAGAAGACUGGCGCGUUGAAAAAGCGACACAAUUUCGGAUCAUCUGUGAGCUGGCGUGUCGCUUGGCCAUUCCAGACCAAACAGUGCUCAACAAGCAUUAUGGAAGCUUCAGUAAUGGGACCUACGGAGAAACAGAUUAUGAACAAUUCCAAUCAAUUCUUGAUCAGCUCAAAAUUAAAGAAGACGAUAUUUUCAUCGAUGUGGGUUCGGGAAUAGGACAAUUGGUCACUUUUGCUGCGGCAUAUUCAAAGUGUGCGAAUGUCAGCGGGAUCGAAAUCGAACAAGUUCCAGCUGACUUUGCCAGCGAAAAUGGCAUUCAGUUCGAGAGGCUGAUGAACCAUUUCGGUGAGCAGCCGAGGCCGUUCAAAUUGGAAAAAGGCGAUUUCAAGGAGAAUAAACAUGCAGAAUUCCUGAAGAACGAAGCAAAAGUAAUUUUUUGCAAUAAUUUUGCCUUCGAUCCAGACCUAAUGCUGGAGUUGAGAAAGAUCUUGGAGUCCUGUGGGUCUGGCACUAAGAUUGUGGUCACCAAAAAACUCGAGACCACACGGUCGGAAAACGGCCUAGCUCAUGAUUGCUUUUUUACUCAAAUGGCAGAAACGACUGCUUUGCAGUCAACUGGUACCGAGAAAAAACCCAAUGUUUCUUGGACCAUCAAGACAAUCGACUAUUUUUUGACGAUUAUGGAUCUUGAAAAACCAAUACGAGAAGCCGAAAUGAGAGCAAAAGAACAAAAAGAGCAUCGUUGGGCAAGACAAACUCGAUCGAAGAGGAGCAGAGCAGCAAAAAAUUGA
Messenger RNA from Caenorhabditis briggsae, 1629 nucleotides. Gene Ontology annotation, biological process: regulation of transcription regulatory region DNA binding; DNA repair; DNA damage checkpoint signaling. Gene Ontology annotation, cellular component: nucleus. Gene Ontology annotation, molecular function: histone H3K79 methyltransferase activity. The transcript is spliced from 7 exons. The record is from RefSeq and is a predicted model, not a curated record. The coding region runs from base 1 to 1629 and encodes 542 amino acids. Lineage: Eukaryota; Metazoa; Nematoda; Chromadorea; Rhabditida; Rhabditidae.